CUGUAAACAAGUUGACACAGGAAGUAUCAAAGAAACCAAAACAAGUGACGUAGUUGCAUACGUCAGAAGUCAUUGCCCAAGGUGAUCUGAUCCCACCAACCUUACGUGUGGACAGUGGAGUUUUACACGUUAUAACAACAAAUAGGAUCAUGCGAAGUCUCUUUAGGCCAUCAGUGAUGGUUUCAAAUUCAAAGAGUUUCUCAUUAACUUCUCUUUUACAAAGAGACUUUCAAUCAAAAUUUGAUACUAUCUACCACAUGUUUAAUUCUCAGUGACUAGUCUAAAAUUGAGCAUAAUAAACUACUUUAAAAUAUCAAUUUAAUAUUGUUUAAUGACUAUUUAAGAGACUGAUGAUGAUCAUGAUGCUGUUACAACCAUAAGAUUUUCAGAAUCUUUAAUUUCUCUAAUACAUUUUCUCAAAUUUCUCAUUUUUGUCAACCAAAGCCAAACAAAAAUGAGUAGGAAUCCUCACCAUAAGCUCCAUGUUAUGUUCUUCCCAUACAUGGCUUAUGGCCACAUGAUACCAACUCUAGACAUGGCUAAGCUUUUCUCCAGCAAAGGAGUCAAAUCCACAAUCAUCACCACUCCUCUCAACUCCAAGAUCUUCCAAAAACCCAUAGACGUAUUCAAGAACCAGAACCCUAGUCUUGAAAUCGACAUCCACAUAUUCGAAUUCCCUUGCGUGCAGCUGGGGUUACCAGAAGGAUGCGAGAACGUUGAUUUCUUCACCUCAAGCAACAACCCUGGUAGAGAGAACAUAGCUUUCAAGUUCUUAUCGUCGACAAGGUUUUUCAAAGACCAGCUUGAGAAACUCCUCGAGACAACGAGACCGGACUGUCUUAUCGCCGACAUGUUCUUCCCAUGGUCCACCCAAGUUGCUGAGAAGUGUCACGUGCCAAGACUUGUGUUCCACGGUACUGGCUACUUCUCUUUGUGCGCUAAUUAUUGCAUGAAAGUGCAUAAACCACAGAACAAAGUAGCUUCGAGUAGCGAGCCUUUUGUAAUCCCUGACCUCCCCGGUGACAUAGAGAUAACUCGAGAACAGAUCAUAAACAGCGAGUCCGAGAUGGCAAAGUUUCUUUUGGACGUGAGAGAGUCAGAAACAAAGAGCACCGGUGUUAUAGUGAACAGCUUCUACGAGCUUGAACCUGAAUACGCUGAUUUUUUCAAGAGAUUUGUAGCUAAGAGAGCGUGGCAAAUCGGCCCGCUCUCUGUUACAAACAGAGGGUUUGAGGAGAAGGCUGAGAGAGGAAAGAAAGCGAGCGUUGAUGAAUCUGAAUGCAUUAAAUGGCUUGACUCCAAGGAAAAAGAUUCAGUCAUUUACAUUUCAUUUGGGAGCGUUGCUUGCUUCAAGAACAAGCAACUGGUAGAGAUCGCUGCAGGGUUAGAAGCUUCCGGCGCAAGUUUCAUCUGGGUUGUGAGGAAAAGCACAGGCGACGACGACAAAGAAGAAUGGUUACCAGAAGGGUUUGAAGAGAGGGUCAAAGGGAGAGGGAUGAUAAUAAGAGGAUGGGCUCCACAGGUGCUGAUACUUGAGCACCAAGCAACCGGUGGGUUCGUGACUCAUUGUGGCUGGAACUCGCUUCUUGAAGGAGUGGCUGCAGGGCUACCGAUGGUGACAUGGCCUAUUGGGGCGGAGCAGUUCUAUAACGAGAAACUGGUUACACAAGUACUGAGAACGGGAGUGAGCGUUGGAGCCACAAAGCAUGUGAAGAAUAUGGGAGAUGAGAUCAUUAGCAGAGAGAAAGUAGAGAAGGCUGUGAGAGAGGUGUUGGCUUGGGAAGAGGGGGAGGAGAGGAGGAUACGGAUUAAGAAACUGUCGGAGAUGGCUAAAGCUGCUGUGGCAGAAGGAGGGUCUUCUUUUAACGAUCUAAACAACUUCAUACAUGAGUUCAGUUCGUGAUCCCUAGAGUUCUGGUCAAAAAUCUCAUUUAGAAAAUAAGAUUAAACCUAACGUAGUAUACAAGGAAUAAAAGUUAAUCCAUGCAUUGUCAGUAUAUCAUCGGUAUUUUAAUCCGUUUUGGUUUUUGUAGAUUCAAAGGAUUUUUCAUUCCCAGUAUGAAUUUGAAUUUGUAUCCAAAUGCUUUUUUUAUAUCUCUAAGAAAUUUUAAGAUUUAGUAUU
This is a messenger RNA of Brassica rapa (field mustard), 2122 nucleotides long. Its product is annotated as UDP-glycosyltransferase 73B3. Gene Ontology annotation, molecular function: UDP-glucosyltransferase activity. The record is from RefSeq and is a predicted model, not a curated record. Lineage: Eukaryota; Viridiplantae; Streptophyta; Magnoliopsida; Brassicales; Brassicaceae.